AUGAUAAGCUAGGAUAAAACGGUUGCUUAAUAAAAUGAAAACAAUAGUGAGGAAUAAGAUGGAAAUGCAGAACGAAAUCUGUCGGCCACAUUAUCUAAUGAAAAAUCUAAGAAAUACUAUGACUUUGACAACCCAGUAAAGGGUAGUGUCCCAAUGAAGGGAAACUUGAUGAUAAACUAUCGUAACUAUCAAUUGAGAAAAGUUAAUAAAAAUAUUGUAAACAAGGAUAUUACCAAUGUGCUAGUGAUCUGUACCGGUGGAACAUUUUGCAUGGUUAAAACUCCCAGAGGAUACAUGGUUCAAAGAGGAUUGAUUGAGAGACUUAAAAUGUAUCAUUGCUUCCAUGAUACCGAGUAUGCGAUGACAGCUUAACUAAAAUCUGAUGAACUUAUAACUCCAGUUACUCCAUUUGAAAAGAGGGUCAAGUAUACAAUGUUAGAGUUUGAAGAUCUGAUAGACUCAAGUAAUAUGAUGAUUAGUGAUUGGGUUAAGAUAUCUAAGACAAUAGAACAUAACUACAAAAAAUAUGACGGUUUUGUGAUUCUUCAUGGAACAGAUACAAUGGCCUACACUGCUUCAGCCCUUUCAUUCAUGUUAGAGAAUUUAAAAAAACCAGUAGUUGUUACUGGAUCAUAAAUACCCCUAUUAGAAAUGAAAAAUGAUGCAAUCGAUAAUCUUCUCGGAUCCCUUAUUGUUGCAGGACAUUUUGAGAUUCCAGAGGUCGUUAUUUUCUUUUCAAACACUCUCAUGAGAGGUAAUAGAACUUAAAAAGAAAGUACAACCGAAAUGAGUGCAUUUUGUUCUCCUAAUUUUAAACCUCUUGGUGUAAUGGGGGUCACUUUUGAAAUAUCUUGGGAUCACAUUGAAAGAUCUGUUUAUGAUGGAUAAAUGGUCGUAUUCACUGAAAUGUCGAACAAUAUCUCCUUAAUAAGUAUGUCACCUUUGUUUAACUUAAAUAUCAUUGAAAGUAUCCUUGAAAAAUCAGAAGGCGUAAUAAUAUAAGCCUAUGGUAUGGGAAAUAUUCCAAAUAAAUCUAAAGAGCUUAUGGAGUUACUUCGACUAGCUAUUGAAAAAAAUGUAAUCGUUGUAAUAUUGACACAAUGCCACAAAGGAGGAGUAAAUGAUCUUUAUGAGGCUGGUAGAUCUUUAACUGAAUUAGGUGCUGUUCUAGGCUAAGAUAUGACUUUAGAGUGCUGCUAUGCAAAAUUAAGCUAUCUUCUUGGAAAGGGAUACUCAACCGAGAAAAUUAAGAAGAUGCUUAUUAAAAGUAUGAGAGGAGAGCUUACUGACAUAAAAAGAGAUAAAAAAGUCUUUUCUCUUAAAAAUAGUAAUUUAGUAUCAGCAAUAGCAAGAGUGAUAAAAAAUGAAGAAGCUGGUGACUAUAAACAAAUAUUCAAGACUAUCGAGCCAGUUUUGCUGAAUUCAAUUGCUGCUUCACUUGUUUAAAAGGACACAUAGAAGUAGUCAAAUUCCUAAUUAAAGAGAGUAAACUUAGAUUAAAUAAUAACACUAAUAGAUAUUAACUUGGAUAAGAUUGAUUCAACAGGAUGUUCUCCUUUGUAUCAUGCUAUAAGAAAAGGCUACAGCGAUAUAGCUCUUCUAUUGUAUUUUAAAGGAGCAUCCGUCCAUACUUUACCAGAAAAAAUGGCUAAACUACUAUGUAUUAGCGGAUUUAAAGGGGAUACUGAGAAAGUAAAACUGCUCAAUUAAUGUGAGGCUGAUAUUGAAACAUCAGAUUAUGAUUUGAGAACAGUUGGCCAUCUAGCUGCAGCUGAAGGCCAUACUGAGCUAUUAUUGUAUUUGAUUCAUGAUACAGAAUUCAAUUUCAAUCUUAAGGACAGAUGGGGGAAAAAACCACUUGAUGAAAUCAAUGAUAUUGGAAUAAGAUCUUAAUUCAAUAAUGCCUUGAAAAAUAGAGUAACAAAAAGAAAGAGAGGAAAAUCCCAAGAAAGAGAAGAGUUGCAUAGAGUUGUGACAACUAAUUUUAAAACAGGGGAACUUGAAUCAAAUAUCCUAGACAACCUGCAAGAUGAAUAAAAGGAGGAGAUUAUUCAUCAUGUUAAUCAAGUAAAGAUUGGAGUUAAGAAACUUGAUAAAAGAGAAUGA
Stylonychia lemnae is the source of this 2106-nucleotide messenger RNA. The record is from the annotation of a GenBank genome assembly. Lineage: Eukaryota; Ciliophora; Spirotrichea; Sporadotrichida; Oxytrichidae.